GCGCAAGGCAUUACGGUCGCAUGCGAUAUGCCUGGACUGCUGCAGAGCGGCUGCUGGUUUCAUCCUUUUUUGCUCUUUCAUCUGCUUUCGUUCACGUUGGAUUCUUCAUCUUCUCCUCUAUCUCAGCCCUGCUCAGAGGACAGGUGCAUGAAGGAACGUCCAUGCAAGGAAACAAGGCUUCUAUGAUUCUGAGAUCUCUGUGCAAAAACUUUCUCUGCCUCUUAUGAAAUCAAGCAGGUACCUGAAGCUCAAGGAGAGAGAUAAAGAGAGAGAAGUAGCAAUCUUAUUAUCCAACCAGAAAUGCGGCACAAAAACAACGAAGAACAAAUGCAACAGAAAGAAAGAAUAAACACACCAGAGGAGAAAUAGCCUCUUGCUAACUUCAGAAAGAAUCAUCCAGACUGUUACACAUUUGAAACAGCACAGCACCGCAACAAAUCAGUAUUCUCUGUCCGAGCGUGCAAGCGAUGGCUAAGAGAGUUAACCCUUUACAUAGCUGAACUAUUUCAUGCAACAACCACAUCUUGAAGAUACAAUGCACAGCAGUGAGUAGUGAAUUUGUGAAUUUUUAUGGUUAAUUUCAGGAUCAUUUUUGAUAAAUGGACAGCAGUUUUACUUGAGAUCCCAAUGGCUUUCCUUGACAUGUUGUAACCUCUUUAUAGACCAUGAAAACAUUCACAUCUUUCCAUUUACCUGACAGGAUUUCCUCCUAGCAUAAUAAAUGGACAGACAAGCUGACUUACUUAAACUAACUAAUUCGGCCUCUGAGACCCUCAGCUCGGAUGUGGAAAUACCUUUACUUUCUUCUUAUGCAAAACUGCUCAGGGCCGCUAGGCAUUUUCCAUAUCGUUAUAUUUAAGUAUAUUUAAGGUCAAGCAACCAACAUAAAGAUGGCCGCCGGAGUGGCAACAUGGCUGCCCUUUGCCAGGGCGGCUGCAGUUGGCUGGCUUCCUCUAGCCACGAAAAUCAUGCCCAAACCACCAGUGGAAAAAAAGAGCCGCAACGACGAGAUUCUUUUCGUAAACGUGAGCGGCCUUCGUUUUCAGACGUGGAAAAACACGUUGGACCGCUAUCCCGACACACUGCUCGGAAGCUCGGAAAAGGAAUUUUUCUUCAACGAGGACACUCAGGAAUAUUUUUUCGACAGGGACCCAGAGAUGUUUCGCCACAUUUUGAACUUCUACCGUACGGGCAAGUUGCAUUACCCUCGACAAGAGUGCGUGCAGGCCUUCGAUGAGGAGCUUGCGUUUUACGGCAUUGUGCCGGACAUUAUCGGAGACUGCUGCCAGGAAGAGUACCGGGACCGAAAGAAGGAAAACCAGGAACGUCUGGCAGAGGACACGGAGGCCGAGAAUGCGACGGACGCCCCACUCCCGCCGGAUAGCACACGCCGAGAGCGCUUGUGGCGUGCCUUCGAGAACCCUCACACGAGCACCAUGGCUCUGGUUUUCUACUACGUCACAGGUUUCUUCAUCGCAGUGUCGGUCAUAGCGAACGUGGUGGAGACGAUUCCUACCUGGCCCAUCAAAGGCAGCAAGAAAGACUUGCCAUACGGCGAAAAGUACUCGCUGGCGUUCUUCUGCAUGGACACCGCGUGCGUGCUCAUCUUCACCUUCGAGUACCUGAUGAGGCUUUUCGCCGCGCCCAGCCGCUGCAAGUUCAUGCGCUCGGUCAUGAGCGUCAUCGACGUCGUCGCCAUCAUGCCCUAUUAUAUCGGCCUGGUUAUGCCUGAGAACGAGGACGUGAGUGGAGCGUUCGUGACGCUGAGGGUCUUCCGCGUCUUCCGAAUCUUCAAGUUCUCACGUCACUCUCAGGGUUUGAGGAUCUUGGGUUACACUUUGAAGAGCUGCGCGUCCGAGCUGGGCUUCCUCCUGUUUUCUCUCACCAUGGCCAUCAUCAUAUUUGCAACCGUCAUGUUCUAUGCUGAGAAAGGCACCAAGGGAACCAACUUCACUAGCAUCCCAGCCUCCUUCUGGUACACCAUUGUAACCAUGACAACGCUUGGGUAUGGAGACAUGGUUCCUAACACCAUAGCUGGAAAAAUCUUUGGCUCUAUAUGCUCUCUCAGUGGCGUGUUGGUCAUCGCGCUUCCGGUACCGGUCAUCGUGUCCAACUUCAGCCGGAUCUAUCAUCAAAACCAGAGAGCCGACAAGAUGCGAGCACAGCAGAAAGUGCGACUUGCCAGAAUUCGCUUGUCCAAGAAGGGAACCACUAAUGCCUUUCUACACUAUAAAGAAGAAGGAGGAUUUCAGAAUCGAGACGGCGAUGGCGGUAUGUUUCUGAAGAACAGGUCUACUUUUGAACACCAACAUCAUCACCUGCUACACUGUCUGGAGAAAACCACAAACCACGAGUUCACAGACGAGCUUACGUUCAGUGAGAUGUGUAUGACAGAAUCCAUCGGCUACCGCACCAGCCGUAGCACUUCCAUCUCCAGCCAGCAGGGGAUGUCGACGUCCUGCUGCCCCCGCAGGGCCAAGAGAAGAGCCAUCCGUCUGGCCAACUCCACCGUAUCUGUCAGCCGCGGCAGCGUGCAGGAGCUGGACACGCUGCAGGUGCACAAACCCUUCAGACACCAAAGUCGGUCCAGUCUCAACGCCCGGACAGAAGACCUAAAGCUAAACUGUGACGAUAGAGAUUUCACAGCGGCUAUAAUCAGCAUACCCACCCCUCCUGCCAACACCCCCGACGAGAGCCUGUCCCCGUCUCCUGCCUUCCACAGCAUCUUACGCAACUCGCGCUCUGGUUCCUUCACCCACGAGACCGUGAAGAUCUCUUCCUUAUAACCACCACAAGCACAAAACCUUCCCCUUUUGCACAAUGGAAACCAAGGGGACGAGGCUUCUCCCAGGAACGAUCGUAAUGCCACAGAAAAGACAAGACGCGAAUCUAAAAUGGAGAUCUGUAGGCGUGGACUCGGGUGACCUGACUUUAGUGACCCUGUUUCAGGCAGAGACGCCCGGACAACUCACGCAGACCGGACGGAAGCGUCAUUCUUUGGACGCUGAGUGGAUGAGAUGAGACAUUGAAAUCUACAGUCGUGGUGGCAUCGAAGGCCUUUAACCUUUUAAAAAAUAUGCAAUGUUAAACAAGCAGGAAUUAUGCCUAUAUGUCCACUGUAUAACACAGUUGCGUGGCGAGAUUACGAAAGGUCAUAAUGACAGUAUGUCAAAACUGUAGAUGCAACAUUGCGUUCCGCAUUUGAUGGCAACAGAUUGUGGAAAUGAUGAACGAGAUGGUGUAUAUGUAUCAAUAUUUGUAUCAUAUCUCUUUAGAGCACAUGCAUCUUCAAACCCCACAAAAAAAAGAAAUUCUGACAAAUCUUACCCAGAACAUGCAUGUUGAUGUAUAGUAGACUCCAUGGCAGAGAAUGAGGCCGCCGACAUGCUACUCACAUAGUUUUGCAUGUGACUUAUUUUACUCGUUUGGUUCGUCCUCAUUUCUUGACAUUGAAAAAAUGAUAUUUUAAGAGUAGCAAUGAACAAAUAUGAUGCCCCUGAUGUGCACAUUAACAGAAAAAAGAACAAGAAAUAAAUAAAAAACAAUCAUUCAGGCAUGUUUUUCGCAGACAUCUGAGGUGCGGCUUCGUGUGAGUGUAUGAGGAGUGAUUGAGAAAGACUUGUUUUAAUUGAUCACUCAUACGGUGUAAAAAUAUCCGCAGCGGUAUCCAUGCAUGUGUUUUCUCCAAUGGAAAAAAUGAGGGUUUUUAAUGCAUCAUGUCUUUCUGAAUCGAAGCGAUCGGAAGGAUGUUACCACUGUUAUUACUUAUUUUUCAUUUAGCUUGAUGAGUACAUGCGAACCCCAGUUGGCUAUUUUUACAGUAAAUGCAUCUAACAUGCUUAUAAAACAUGGUCACUCGUUUGUUUUGAUGCUCAUCUGUUAUGGUUUUAAUAAUCAUACGCGGCAGCGAGACAGGCAAUAAUACUGUAAUUAUUUUGUACUAAAAAAGAAACGAAACAUAAUAUUGUAAGAUAUGAUUGUAUAUGAAAAUGAAAAAAAAUGUAAGGAAUGCAAAUUUGCACUUGACUGUAAUGAGACAUAUAUUGUUAAUCCGUUUACAUGCAUUAAGUUAUUUUAAUGUUGGUUCUCUCGCUUCAUUAAACUGGUGUAAAGUGGUAAAUGUAGUCAUUGGUCAGACCUGCUCUUGUGUUCGGCAGGGAUUGUUGGAUGAAACGGCUCCCGGUUGGAGAUGAAAGAGUUAGUUAACAAAAGCACAGAUGUGUAAAGUCUAUUUCACUAAUAAAGUGAACUCAGAAGCUGAA
This is a messenger RNA of Triplophysa dalaica, 4262 nucleotides long. It is a transcript of the gene kcnd1, whose product is annotated as potassium voltage-gated channel, Shal-related subfamily, member 1. Gene Ontology annotation, molecular function: protein binding; A-type (transient outward) potassium channel activity. Gene Ontology annotation, biological process: potassium ion transmembrane transport; protein homooligomerization. Gene Ontology annotation, cellular component: membrane; voltage-gated potassium channel complex. Lineage: Eukaryota; Metazoa; Chordata; Actinopteri; Cypriniformes; Nemacheilidae. The record is from RefSeq and is a predicted model, not a curated record. The coding region runs from base 891 to 2786 and encodes 631 amino acids. The transcript is spliced from 7 exons.